Molecule: messenger RNA, 844 nt
Organism: Hyalella azteca
Lineage: Eukaryota; Metazoa; Arthropoda; Malacostraca; Amphipoda; Hyalellidae
Exons: 5
Coding region: 5-844 (279 amino acids)
Biological process (GO): negative regulation of TORC1 signaling; cellular response to amino acid starvation; actin filament organization
Cellular component (GO): lamellipodium; actin cytoskeleton; KICSTOR complex
Molecular function (GO): actin filament binding
Source: RefSeq, a predicted model, not a curated record
AUUGAUGGAAGGCACUCUGCCUCAGAAAGCCGAACACAAACCGCCUUCUCUGAGCAGUACUCCGAAAAGUUCUUCGUCCCGAAGGCGCCAUGUCUCUUCAACUGCCAGGUCUCGUCGCGCUUUAAUGUCUUCCAUGGAGGCUAAAAGAUCCUCCGCAGAGCAAGGAUCCAUGGAAUCUGCAGAGCUGGAGGGACCAGACCCAGAGUUGCUGGAGACGACGCGGGUGCUGAAGGCGUCAGUUUGUACCGAGAUGAAGUUUAAGUUUGAACACACGAUGUCGAGCGUGCUGCUCUUCAGCAUGAGAGACGAGCCCGAGCCUUAUCCACCGUUCUUGCCUCCUGUCCAGAGACUAGACGCUCAGGAGGUGCCCCCCGAGAGCCUGCAGCUGCUCGCCACCAGCGCCCUCAGGCACAGCUACGUCCUGCAGGGCGUGGCGGGUGGUGUGCUGCAGGAGAGCCACGCCCUGCGUGCGUCAGGAGACCACGACGUCGUGACCUGCUGCUGCAGCGCCCGCCUCACGGGCGACCGCCGCCGCUACCUCCUGCUGGGCACCUACGACCAGACGGUGCUCAUCUACACGGUGUGUGGUGGCGGUGAUGACGAUGGUGACGAAGUGGACGACGAAGGUGGUGACGGCAGAGGCUGGGUGUUGGUGACGCGGCUGAUGGUGGGGGCGCCGGUGCUGAGCGUCGCCCACGAGGACGUCAUGGGCGACGGCGUCAAGCGCCUGCUGGUGCUCACCGCCCAGGGCCUCCAGAUCUUCGCGGUGGGGGCGGAUACGGAAGCCGCAGCGAGUGGCUGUGCUGACCGCCUCGCUGACGAAGCAAAAGCACUCGCAUCUUAA